Messenger RNA from Panicum hallii, 3753 nucleotides. Its product is annotated as receptor kinase-like protein Xa21. Gene Ontology annotation, biological process: protein phosphorylation. Lineage: Eukaryota; Viridiplantae; Streptophyta; Magnoliopsida; Poales; Poaceae. The coding region runs from base 64 to 3492 and encodes 1142 amino acids. The transcript is spliced from 2 exons. The record is from RefSeq and is a predicted model, not a curated record. Gene Ontology annotation, molecular function: protein kinase activity; protein binding; ATP binding.
AAUAACAGACACGGUUUAGGUGGCCUAUAUGGAUGGCAGAAGAAAGAUCAACAUUAGCUCAACAUGUCCUAUGGCGCAUCAUCAACCGCAGCAAGCAAGUUAGCAAGUGUUCAUCCGUGUGGAGAAAGAAAGAUGCCUCAUGUAGCAACCCGUAAGCUCUCUAUCUCACUCCUACUUGUUCCAAUCCUCAUCCAUUUCUUGAGCAAGGGUCGCCAUGUCAAUUCCUUAGCUGAACCAACUCCAGUACUCCAUAACGAAUCCGAUGAGCAUGCCCUCCUCUGCCUCCGGUCCCAGCUUUCUGACCCGUCAGGAGCCUUAGCCUCAUGGAGGAAUAAUACAUCUCGCAAAUUCUGCGAGUGGUAUGGGGUGACAUGCAGCGCACGACAUGCAUCGCGAGUCAUUGCAUUGGACCUGGAAUCAUUGAACAUCUCUGGCCAAAUAUUUCCUUGCAUCGCCGACCUCAAUUUCCUCACGAGAAUUCACAUGCCAAAUAACCAACUGAAUGGACACAUCUCGCCUGAAAUUGGCCGCUUGACUCGCCUUAGGUACCUCAACCUCAGUAUGAAUUCCCUCAGCGGUGAGUUACCAGAAACAAUGUCAUCUUGUUCCCGCCUCCAGAUUGUCGACCUGGUUAGCAACUCUCUGGAAGGUGAAAUACCACCUAGUCUUGCACAGUGUUCAGCUCUUCAGCAAAUUAUUCUCGGCAAUAACAAUUUUCAUGGCAACAUCCCUUCGCAGUUUGGUUUGCUUCCCAACCUUACUGCACUAUUUAUCCCAGGCAACAAGCUCACUGGCAUCAUUCCUACACUUUUGGGGAGUAGUAAGUCUCUCAAAUGGGUCAAUCUCCAAAAUAAUAGCCUCACCGGAAGAAUACCCCCAGAUAUGUUCAAUAGCACAUCACUUAUUUAUAUAGAUCUCUCACACAAUGAACUUUCUGGAUCUAUCCCUCCUUUUUCACAAACAUUCUCACCACUACAAUACCUUAGCCUAACCACAAAUAAUCUCUCAGGGGAGAUCCCUACCUCUAUUGGUAACCUUUCUUCCCUAAACGUGCUACAAAUGGCUCAAAACAAUUUAGAAGGAAGCAUUCCAGAGAGCCUGGGUAGAAUUGGUAGUUUGCAGGAAAUAGACCUGACUUACAAUGACUUGUCAGGACUUGUUCCAUCUGCAAUUUAUACAAUUACGUCUCUUAGUUAUCUUGGCAUUGGUGCCAACCAAUUCGUUGGGAGAAUUCCGAUUGAUAUUGGCUACACCCUUCCAAGACUCACACAUUUGAUACUAGAAGGUAACCGAUUUGAAGGAUCUAUUCCCAUCUCACUGGCCAAUGCUUCGAGCCUUGAAGUUUUAGAUCUUCGUAGCAACGCAUUCACAGGUCUUAUACCUUCAUUUGGACCCCUGCGCAACUUGAUUAAUCUGGAUCUGGGCGCAAACAGGCUUGAAUCCGGAGAUUGGACUUUCUUGUCCUCUUUAACAAAUUGCACCAAAUUAGAGACAUUGUGGCUGGAUCGAAAUAACCUCCAAGGAAUAAUCCCUACUUCUGUUGCCAACCUUUCAAAAAGCUUGGAAAUACUUAUUCUAAUAGAAAACCAGUUGACUGGUGGUAUACCUUCAGGGAUUGGGGAACUCACUAGCCUCACUGCCCUUCAAAUGGAUAAAAACUUAAUUUCUGGUCAUAUUCCUGACUCGCUUCGAAAUCUUCAAAACCUGUCCAUCCUAAGCUUAUCCCACAACAAACUUUCGGGAGAAAUUCCACUAUCAUUAGGGAAGCUAGAGCAGCUCACUAACCUUUAUCUAGAAGAAAAUUCUUUGAUCGGGCACAUACCAUCUAGUUUAGCAAGUUGCAAAAAUUUGCUGAGACUCAACCUCUCUUGUAAUGACUUCAGUGGAAGUAUUCCAAAGGAGCUCUUUUCCAUCACUACACUUUCUGAAGGCCUAGACUUGUCUCAUAAUCAUCUCACUGGAUGCAUACCUAUGGAGGUUGGUAGACUGAUUAAUCUGAAUUCACUUAGUAUGUCCAACAAUCAAUUAUCAGGCCAGAUUCCCUCCACCCUUGGUGAGUGCGUUCUUUUGGAUUCUCUGCACUUGGAGGAAAAUUUUCUAAAUGGAAGCAUACCAAGAUCUUUCACCAGGUUAAGAGGAAUUAACAAGAUGGAUCUGUCCCAAAACAACUUGUCUGGCCAAAUUCCAGAAUUUUUCAGGUCCUUUAGCUCAUUGCAGAUUCUCAAUCUGUCCUUCAAUGAUCUUGAGGGACCAGUCCCUCAAGGUGGUGUGUUUGCCAAUUCAAGUGCUCUGUUCAUCAAAGGAAACAAGAACUUGUGUGCAAAUUCUCCAAUGCUGCAAGUACCACUUUGCACAGCAUCAGCACCCAAAAGAAAGAAAACAUCCUACAUUCCAGCUGUCGUAGUUUCACUUACUACUAUGGCUGUAGUUGCCAUGGCAUGUCUUGCAGUAACGAUUCUGAAAAAGGAUAAGGAAGCUAAACAACCCAACAACCAAUCAUUCAAGCAGUUCAAGAUUUUCUCAUAUGAUGACAUAUUUCAAGCAACUGAUGGUUUCUCUUCAGCCAAUCUUGUUGGUUCUGGAAGAUUUGGAUUGGUAUACAGAGGUCAGUUUGAUUUUGAGGAAAACCCAGUCGCUAUAAAAGUCUUCAAGCUUGACCAAUUUGGAGCAUCAGAUAACUUCCGAGCCGAAUGCGAGGCAUUGAGAUACAUUCGUCACCGUAAUCUUAUUAGAGUGAUUAGUCUAUGUUCGACCUUUGAUACAACCCGAAAUGAAUUCAAAGCACUUAUUCUUGAGUACAUGGCUAAUGGUAACCUGGAAAACUGGAUCCGUCCGAAAGGGUACGAACAAAGCACCAAAGAACCAUUGAGUUUAAGAUCACGAAUAACAGUAGCUGUGGAUAUUGCUUCAGCAUUAGACUAUCUUCAUAAUCGAUGCACUCCUCCUGUGGUACAUUGUGAUCUGAAACCAAGCAAUGUCCUUUUGGAUGAUGAAAUGGUUGCAUGUCUCAGUGACUUUGGCCUUGCAAAAUUCCUUUCCUGUGACUCAUCAGAAGGUUUAAAUGAUUUGUCAAGAAAUGCAGGACCUAAAGGGUCUGUUGGAUACAUUGCACCAGAGUAUGGCAUGGGGUGCAAAUUAUCAUGUGAGGGUGACGUCUACAGCUACGGGAUUAUUCUUCUACAGAUGGUCACCGGAAAGAACCCGACUGAUGAUUUGUUUAAGGAUGGUUUAGACCUUCAUAACUUCGUGGAGUCGUCAAUUCCACAUGACAUUGGUGAGAUUGUCGAACCUAGUCUCACCAAGUAUAAUAAAGGUGAAGAAGCAGAGCAAGCCAUGGUUGGAAUGCAAACUUGUGUCCUGCAAUUGGCUAAACUUGGUGUAAAAUGCUCCAAGAUAUCACCAAAAGAUCGGCCAACAAUGGAGGAUGUUUAUGCUGAAAUCACGGCUAUCAAAGAAGAGUUAUUUGCAUUGUACAAUUAUGGAAGCAGAUAAGCUGUGAUAUUUAUGGCCCAGUUGCCCACUUAAAGAGCGGACAGUGAGCCUAUUCUUAGACGGCCUGGUUCUGCUUACGGCUUAUGACUUAUGGGCAUGGCUGUAGUUGUUUUGCCACGAAAGAUCAAUCAAGGCAUAACCAAAAUGGUGUAACCACAAACUCGGAAAGAUUAGGUCCAUGUCUUUUGAAUCAUGUGGGCAUUAGUCCGCAAAUAUGCAAUUCCAUUUCUACAUUUUACCAAUGAGAGCCCAUUCCCCUAA